Messenger RNA from Xiphophorus maculatus (southern platyfish), 2238 nucleotides. It is a transcript of the gene zdhhc9, whose product is annotated as zinc finger DHHC-type containing 9. The transcript is spliced from 9 exons. Gene Ontology annotation, molecular function: protein-cysteine S-palmitoyltransferase activity. Gene Ontology annotation, cellular component: Golgi apparatus; endoplasmic reticulum. Bases 1 to 1146 code for a protein of 381 amino acids. The record is from RefSeq and is a predicted model, not a curated record. Gene Ontology annotation, biological process: protein targeting to membrane; peptidyl-L-cysteine S-palmitoylation. Lineage: Eukaryota; Metazoa; Chordata; Actinopteri; Cyprinodontiformes; Poeciliidae.
AUGUCGGCGGUUAUGAUAACGCGAAAGCUGCGGAAAUGGGAGAAGCUCCCCGGGAAGAACACCUUCUGCUGCGAUGGGAGGGUGAUGAUGGCCCGGCAGAAGGGUAUAUUCUACCUGACCCUGUUCCUCAUCAUCGGAACCUGCUCCCUCUUCUUCGCUUUCGAGUGUCCGUACCUGGCCGUCCACCUGUCUCCUGCCAUCCCAGUUUUUGCCGUGCUGCUCUUCCUGUUCGUCAUAGCCAUGCUGCUGAGGACGAGCUUCAGCGACCCCGGGGUCCUGCCGCGGGCCCUUCCAGAGGAGGCCAACUUCAUAGAGAUGGAAAUCGAAGCAGCGAAUGGGAGCGUCCCUUCUGGGCAGCGACCUCCACCUCGAAUCCGUAACGUUCAGAUCAACAACCAGAUCGUCAAGCUCAAGUAUUGCUACACCUGCAAGAUCUUCCGGCCUCCGCGAGCCUCUCACUGCAGCAUCUGUGACAACUGCGUUGACCGUUUUGAUCACCACUGUCCGUGGGUGGGCAACUGCGUGGGCAAGAGGAACUACAGGUACUUCUACCUGUUCACCCUGACGCUGUCCCUGCUCACCAUCUACAUCUUCGCCUUCAACAUCGUCCACGUCGUCAUGCGCUCUGUGGAUCAAGGCUUUCUGAGCACCUUGAAGGAAACACCUGGAACUGUACUGGAAGUGCUGGUGUGCUUCUUCACCCUGUGGUCGAUGGUGGGACUGACUGGUUUCCACACGUACCUCAUCUCUCUGAACCAGACCACCAACGAGGAUAUUAAAGGCUCCUGGUCUGGGAAGAACAGAGGCCAGAAUCCUUACAGCCACAAGAACAUCGUCAAAAACUGCUGCGAGGUUCUGUGUGGGCCGACCUACCCCAGCGUCUUGGACAGACGAGGGCUGAUGCAGGAGGAUUCGCCCACUGCUGCAAACAGUGAAGGUCCCUGUUCCUUCGACAACCUAGUGGCACAAACUGUGAAAACCACAGCUCCGCUCAUCCCCAACGAGCACACACCUGACGACGUCAAGCCGAGCAUCGCAGCAGAGAAAAGCUCCGCCCCUAAAGACGACCCGCCGCUGGCCGCAAAGCUGCCGCCGCUGGCUUCCCCAGAGACCGAUGCAGAGACGUCCAUCGUCAAGAACCAGUAGCUGGACGGACCAGCAAUCUGUCGACUCAUGAACUGAAAAACAAUAAUCACCACCUGAUCAUAUGAGGGGGAUUCAGUUAACCUUUGACCUUUAACGGAUUGGAGCGCCUGUGCUUUUCCUGCAGAGACGUUUGCCUCGUAGAAGAGAAGGAAAAUCAGCAGCGUCCCGUCUCCUGAUCACUGCAUGGAAAAGACUCUCAGGAGAGAUGCUGCUCAGAGAUCCAGCGCUGAUCGUUAGUCUAUUUGUUCAUCAUUUGAAACUGUAAACAUUUAAAUCCAGAGGCCAGUUCAGUUAUAGCAAGUAGCAGAGACAAAGGGUCUGAUUCCUGAACAUCGGUUGAAAUAAAACACUGCAGAAACUCUAAAUCCUACCAAGUAUUUUAGAUUUUCUAGAGCAGACAUUUCAGCCACAUGAAUAAAACAAAACUAACUUACAGGAAUAUUUUCAGCAAGAUAUAAGAGCUUGUUUUGAGUAAAUAAUUCCUGAAUAUAGAUGAAAAAGUACAGAUUAUUUCACUUAUAACAAGGGACAAAUGUCUUCUUGUAAGUGCAAUAAUCUGCCAGAGAAACUACGACUUUUUCAUUAAUAUUAAGAGAUAAUUGACUAAAAAUAUGCUCCUGUUGAUGAAAAGUUGCUUGUAAUCAGAAGUGGGCAGAGAACACAAGAAUCACACUCAAGUAAUAGUAGCACUGCUUCAACAUAUUUUUACUCAAGUAAAAGUAAAAAGUCUAAAACUGGAUGAAAAUCAUUUUUUUCCUAUGGAUUCUUAAUUGGACUUAAGUUUGGACUUUGACUGGGACAUUCUAAGUUGUAGGUCCUGGAGUAAAGGUAACUAGUGACUACCCAACUCUGCUUGUAUGUUAGUUUUGUCUUAUUUUAAGUGAAUUAAAAUAUUUGCACUAAAACCUAGAACAUAAGUAUUUGGUAAAAUUUAUUGUUUUUGCAGUGCAUCAUCUAUGCUGUACAUAAAUUACAUGCCCUAUGCAAACCAUUGUGAGGCUGGAAAAGCAACUUUGUGAGAACAUGGGUAUAAGCGAUGGUUUUAACCUGGGAGUACAUGUGACGUCCACGCAGGAGGACUCGUUCGUAGGU